This is a messenger RNA of Girardinichthys multiradiatus, 2964 nucleotides long. RefSeq names its product ectonucleotide pyrophosphatase/phosphodiesterase family member 7-like. Bases 719 to 2131 code for a protein of 470 amino acids. Lineage: Eukaryota; Metazoa; Chordata; Actinopteri; Cyprinodontiformes; Goodeidae. The transcript is spliced from 7 exons. The record is from RefSeq and is a predicted model, not a curated record.
GUGAGGCAAGCUUUGAAUGACAGGGAAUACAUUUAUUUAAAAAAGGAGCCUUUGCCUGGAUUUUUGGCUACAGGAGAACCUUUGGCUCUCAGCCCUUGUCUGUCAUCAUGUUUACUGUAUGAAGAAACUGCGCUCAGACUGCAACAUGACAAAGAUGCAACAUCAGAAGGAAUCCUGUGCUCUCUUCAGGAAUGAGGGUGGCAGUAUGACAGGUAUGAAGAGUCUGUCCUUGUUGCAACAUGAGGUCAGCAGAAUCCAUCAUCUUUUAUUUCAAUCAAUCAUGCGCCAUCCCAACUCAAGGUGAAAGCCAUCAAAGUGUCGUUCCCCCAUCAUCAGUGAUUCACCAGAAACUCCGAGACACAGACGAGCAGAAAGGCAGCAUCAACAACUGAGUAAGAGGAGAAACGAGCAACAUGCUCGAAGAGAUUAAUCUGCUUUACUGCCAGUACUCUAGACUCAAAUGACUGGGAAUGAAGGAGGGUGGAGGGAUUCACAGUGAAAACAAGUCUCAGCCAUAAAACUGGCUCAUAAAAAUCAUCUGGCGGAAGGCUGAAACAGCCAAGAUAAAGUCCAUCUAAUCAAUACAAACAGAUAACUUAGUGAAACUUUGUUCAGAACAUGAACUGAACUGAAAGAGAACUGAAAAGAGGUGGGAUCUCCUGUGAGUUAAAGUCUCAAUCGAAGGGCGGGGUCAGUUCAGAUCCUUGAGGCAUUCAUCAUGCUGUGGGCUGUAAGUCUUUGCAUCCUCUGGGCCUCCUUCACCCUCGGAGUCCCGGUAAACAGAGAGAGGCAGAAGCUGCUGCUCAUAUCCUUCGACGGUUUCCGGUGGGACUACGACCAUGAUGUGGACACUCCAAACCUUGACCAGAUGGCCAUAGACGGAGUAAAGGCCCAUUAUGUUACUCCUCCAUACAUCACCGUCACCAGUCCUACGCACUUCACCCUCCUUACAGGCCGUUACAUUGAGAAUCAUGGGGUGAUCCACAACAUGUGGUUCAACACCACGACGAUGGAGAAGAAGCCCUACUAUCAGACCCAGUUUGUGAACGAGUGGUGGGACAACGGCACACUGCCAAUCUGGAUCACAGCGCAGCGACAGGGUCUGAAAGCUGGCUCUCUUCACUUUCCUGGAACAGCUUCCAGUUACCAGGGACAGGUUGCUAUGAUGCGCGAAGUGGAGCCCAUCCGUUACAACUACAAGAAUGAGACCGCUUGGUACGAGAACACAGACAAGGUGAUGGACUGGUUCAGAGAUCAGGAUCUGGACUUUGUGUCUAUGUACUUCGGUGAACCAGACGGCACCGGCCACAGAUACGGCCCUGACUCACCAGAACGCAGAGAGAUGGUGAAGCAAGUGGACAGAACCGUGGGCUACAUCCGAAACUCAACUGAAAAUCACGGGCUGACCAAACAACUGAACAUCAUCAUCACAGCAGACCACGGCAUGACUUCCAUCUAUCGUGGUGCUCAGCUGGAAGAAAUCACCCUGUCAAAAAUCCCUGGAUUUAACUUUCAAGAUGUGUCCUUCCACCUGUUGGACUACGGACCAUCCGGGAUGCUGCUGCCUAAGCCCGGAAAGCUGGAGACGGUUUACAACGCCCUGAAGGGGGCUCACCCACACCUGCAUGUGUAUAAGAAGGAGGAGAUGCCGGAGCACCUUCACUUCUCAAACAAUGACCGCAUCCCGCCCAUCAUUUUAUGGACUGACCCUGGAUACGUUCUCAAUGGGUAUUUCCCAGUUCAGUUCAACAAAGGAGAGCAUGGCUUUGACAACCAGGAGAUGGACAUGAAGCCCUUCUUCAGGGCCGUGGGUCCGGCUUUCCACAAGAACCUCGAAGUGGGGCCGUUUGAGACGGUGAACAUCUACCCGCUGAUGUGUCACAUUCUGGGCAUCCAGCCUGAGCUCAACGACGGCCACCUGAGCGCCACGCAGCGCAUGCUGGUGACGAGCGCUGACGGUAAAACUGUUAAUUACUGGAAAAACGGCUUUAUUGGCCUCUCUGCAGUAGCUGGAUUUCUCCUAUUAGUUUUCACAGUAGCAACAUCAUACAAAAUCCUCCAGAGAAAACGAAAGAAUAAACGAUUGGAGAGUUCAACAGAAGAAGAGAAGACAAAAAAAACUUCACUCUGAUCGUCACAUAAAAAAAACUUUAUUCCUUCGCUCUGGACGGAGAAAUGUCUGCCUGUGGACAUUUUUCUCUCACAGCAUAAAUCACUGGGAAUUGUGGGACUGUGUGUAGAAAAUUACAGAGUUCUUGACAAAGACCACAAAUUAAGAAAUGUGGAAAUAAAUACAUGAAGUAGCUAUUUAGUUUAAUUUUAUGUGAGUCUACAGUACAUGGAUGUUUUGGAUAAUAAUGCUGCUCUCUUUCAUAUGUCUUAAUAUCUCUGUUGUAUCCUGUAAAAUAAACUGGUAAUUAAAUGAUGUCAAUUUAUUUAGUUUCAAGCAAAGGCAGAGACGUUUCUGCUGCAUUAAUUCAUCAGGUUUCCUGAAAAAGAAAAAAAAAAAUAAUUUUGUUUUUAAAUUUUUAUUAGUAGGCAACAAAUGAUCAUGUUUGUUUCAAUGAGCCUACGGUAGCUGCAGAGUGUCAUAUUUCAUAGUCUGAUUUACCCGCCUCGCUGUUUCACAGUCAAGCUGCGUCAAGAAUCAUAGCACUUCCGGUCAAGAAUGUCAAAAUUAAACCAAUUUAAUUAAACUAAAGACUAACUUUAAAUCUAUCGUUCAUAUCAAAAUGCCAGCUCUCUAAGCUUGUGUUACUCUAAUUUUCUUUGUCAUUUAUAGGUAUCAAUAAAAGUUUGUGCACUUCAGUUCUAUCAAAACCUUUAACUACUAAUAAAUUAAACUUAUUUCAUAUGUUAAAUAUAAUGUUUACUGACUAUAUGCUGUCAUAUAUAUGUUGUUAUUAAUGGAGGAAUAUUUAAUUUCAACUUUAAAGUAAAAUAAAGAGUUCAAAUAAUUCAGCA